AUGGCGAAGAGAGUAAUGGAUUAUUCUCUCAGUCUGGCUGCUGACGAUGAGCUUGUGAUCGAAGAGAGGGCGAGUUUGCAAGUUGACGACGCGAUAAUGGCAGGCCUCUAUGCUCGACAAGAGGACACAGGAGACACCUUCCUCCGACUCUUCGCCAAUCCAUUUCAGGGACAAAUUCAGAUCAAUGCCUUCUGGGCUUCUCUCGCUCUUUCACUUGCUCUUUCGGCUGCGUUGACCCUCCUCUUCUCCCUCCUACGACCUCGACAUAACCUUGUUUAUGCUCCACGGACGAAAUAUGCAGAUUCUACACACUCCCUACCUCCGAUGAGUAGCGGGUUGUUCGGAUGGAUCAAGCCAGUAUGGAAUGCAAAAGAGGAGCUAUUGGUCGAGAAGUUGGGAUUAGAUGCGGUCGUUUUCUUGAGGUUUACUCGCAUGCUACGAAACAUCUUCAUCGUACUUGGAGUGUUGGGUCUGGGUAUCAUGAUACCAGUGAAUGUCACGACUGGUGUCUCAGCAAUCCGAGACAAGUCGAAUGUCUUCGCCAUCAUGACACCUCUGUAUACAUUUGGAUCUGGCCUAUGGGCUCAAGUCGUGGUCGCCUACGCCAUCAACAUCGUGGUGGUCUAUUUCCUGUGGCACAAUUACCGUCGGGUGUAUGCGUUACGUCGGCAAUGGUUCAACAGCUCGGAUUAUCAGGGUAGUCUUUCUUCUCGAAGUGUCAUGAUCAGACAUAUCCCACCCAAAAUGCGUGGAGAAGAGGGAAUUUUAAGAAUCACAGAUGAGGCCAAUCCUACUGGACAACUACCAAUCCCAAUAGCGCUUCGCAACGUCAAGGACAUUCCAGAGUUGAUCGAGCGGCACGAGGAGGAUGUGAGGAAGCUUGAAUCUAUCCUCGCAAAGUACUUGAAAUAUCCAGACCGUUUACCAGCACGACGACCGAUGAUGAAGCCACCAAGGAGCUACAAGGGUCCAACUACAGGCGGCAAAGUCGAUGCUAUUGACUACUACAGGAGACAUAUCGAGAUACUGGAGCAGAACAUCAAUGGCAUGCGUCAGAACAUUGACUCAAAGGAUGUAAUGCCAUACGGUUUCGCUUCAUGGGAUCAUAUUGCACAGGCACAUGCUGUGGCUUAUAACGCCCGCAAGAAGAGCCCGAAAGGGGCAAAGAUCCGCCUGGCGCCUCGACCUAACGAUAUAAUAUGGAAGAACAUGCCUUUGUCCAAAGGUCAACUGAGACGGAAAUCAUUCAGGAACGGUAUUUGGGUCACAUUGCUAACAAUCGCGUGGACACCUUUGAAUGCCGGACUCGCUGUCUUCCUUUCUAAUCUGUCGAACCUCGGAGCACUGUGGCCCAGCUUUCAGCGUGAGCUACAAAGGAACAAAACCUUCUGGUCCAUAGUUCAAGGCAUUGCUGCGCCAGCUAUCACCUCGACUGUAUACCUGCUGCUGCCUGUCAUCUUUCGAAGACUACAAAUUCGAGCUGGUGAUGUCACGAAGACAGCUCGAGAACGACAUGUACUUCGAAAUCUAUUCAACUUCUUCAUUGUCAAUAAUCUGCUGAUAUUUUCGCUCUUUUCGGCGCUGUGGCAAUACAUUACCGCUGUGAUCAAUGACAGCAACUCUGGUGUAUGGGAAGCUUUACAGCACGGAGACUUCUUUCUGACUGUCACUACUCAAUUAUGCCAAUCCAUUUCGGCCUUCUGGGUCAACUGGAUUCUGCAAAGGAAUUUGGGUGCAUGCGUCGACAUCGCUCAGCUUUGGACACUAUUCUAUCAGUGGUUUGCCAAGACAUUCUUGGCACCUACUCCUAGACAAUACAUCGAGUGGACAGCCCCAGCAAGCUUCGAAUACGCCGCCUACUACAAUUAUUUCCUCUUUUACACGGCCGUGAGCUUGUGCUUCUCUACACUUCAACCGAUUAUCCUUGUCUGCACAGCGUUUUAUUUCGUUAUUGAUUCUGUACUUAAGAAGUAUCUACUGAUGUAUGUCUUCGUUACCAAGACAGAGUCGGGAGGACACAUUUGGAGAACACUUAUCAAUCGGAUCAUCUUCUCCUGCAUCUUGGCCGACAUCAUUAUAGGUGUCACGGUUAAGGCGCGAGGCGAGUGGAUGAUGGUGUAUGCCUUGGUUCCGCUGCUAUUCUUCAUGCUCGGCUUCAAAUGGUACUGUGUGAGAACCUUCGAUGCAGGUAUAGACUACUAUUCACGAGAUCUAAAUCACGCAAACGAAAGCGUCAAUUCCGAACCCUCCGCAAAGUCGGUCAACCGUGCUGCAGCCAAGUUCCAUCAUCCUGUUCUUGACAAGCGGUUGAUGACACCAAUGGUCCCGGCCAAGGCUAGACAUAUCGUAUCCCAGAUUUACGCAGGUAGACUCUCCUCCGAGGUUGACAUGGAUCAACCAGCAUUCUCUGAAAUACCUAUGCAACCUCUUAAGCAAGGUGCUGAGCCACCACAAAACCAGCAAUUCGAAGCCGUGCCAGAAGGUCAACAAGACUAUGCUUUUUACAAGAACAGGUCAGACUUUGGCAAUGUUGGUGCCGACAGGUUGAGUAGAUACGACAUGAUCACUUCUCGACCCGGCACACCCGCAUCUUUCGGCACCAAGGGUAUUCAAUCACCCUACAAUACAACGCCUUACACAUCCCGACCAGCAUCACCUGCCAAUGUCACACGUAAAGAGGUGGCCUCGGGCACUCACCCAGCCCUACGUACACAACACAGCCGCUACAGUUCUCUGACACAGCUCGACGACAACAACGAUGAUGCCGACAUAUCAUUAUCGAUGCAUCCCAGCCACGGCCCAUACACAGAUCCGAAUGACGAUCGAGCGAAUUUACUACACGGGGUCGGUGACAUUCGUAGUCCGAAUGGUGAAUUCAUGGACAUGGAUCGCUGGCGGACACCAGGGCCGACACAGAGUGAACAGCCUGGGUCGUACGACUACUUCAGACGUCAUGGAGGGUUGAGGUAG
Molecule: messenger RNA, 2970 nt
Organism: Lithohypha guttulata
Lineage: Eukaryota; Fungi; Ascomycota; Eurotiomycetes; Chaetothyriales; Trichomeriaceae
Exons: 2
Coding region: 1-2970 (989 amino acids)
Cellular component (GO): plasma membrane
Molecular function (GO): calcium-activated cation channel activity
Source: RefSeq, a predicted model, not a curated record